Molecule: messenger RNA, 762 nt
Organism: Emiliania huxleyi CCMP1516
Lineage: Eukaryota; Haptophyta; Isochrysidales; Noelaerhabdaceae
Exons: 3
Coding region: 31-489 (152 amino acids)
Cellular component (GO): cytosol; nascent polypeptide-associated complex
Source: RefSeq, a predicted model, not a curated record
CUCGUGGAGCUGCUUUUCCGCGGGAGCGCCAUGAAUCCCGAGAAGCUCGCGAAGAUGGCGGCGCAGGUGCGCACUGGCGGCAAGGGCUCCGUGCGGAGAAAGAAGAAGGCGGUGCACAAGACGACCACGACGGACGACAAGAGGUUGCAGAACACGCUCAAGCGGCUGGGCGUCAACAACAUCCCCGCGAUUGAGGAGGUGAACCUGUUCAAGGACAACGGCACGGUCGUCCACUUCAACAACCCAAAGGUGCAGGCGUCGAUCGCGGCGAACACCUACGUGGUGAGCGGGCAGGCGGAGACGAAGAAGCUGCAGGAGCUGCUGCCCGGCAUCAUCAACCAGCUCGGCCCCGACAACCUCGCCAACCUCAAGAAGAUCGCCGAGUCGUACCAGGCGGGCGGCCCCGGCCAGAUUCCGACUGGCGACGCGGAGGACGACGAGGACGUGCCCGACCUGGUCGACAACUUCGAAGAGACGGCGGCCAAGUGAGUCUGCGAGCAGUCCUCGCCACGGCCUUGCGCCCCCCCUACCGUCUCUUCUCCCCCCUUUCUGUUGUCUGUCGCCUGCUACUACACAGCGUGCCGGGACCGGGACGGCGGGCCCGGGCGAUGGCCACGUGGCCAGCAAAAGCCAGCGCCGGGGGGGAGAGCCGCGCGGGAGCUGCAGCGGCAUUGUGUGGCCUGCAGCGGCUGGCGGUGGCGCUGCGCGAGGUGCGAGCCGUGUCCCUGUGUUUAUUCUCCGAGCAUGCGUGGUACUCGUACA